UUUCUUAUGUUGUUUUAUGAUCAACAAAGGAUUUAAAGUUGGAUGGAUAAGGUUUAGGGUUUAGAGUUAUUCUUUUUUGUUUUAAACUUAAAUCAUAAAAGUAAGAAUGAAUGAAGAUUAUUUUUUUAAAUAUUGAGCUAAACAGAUCCAAAUUUUAAUGUGCAGCAGUUUUGGAUUUAUCCUCUGAGAAUCUAGAACGAUUCUUAACAGUAUAAAACUCUUUGAUGAUGAAAAAUAGAAAGACUGUGGAGGUGUGCUUUUCUUCUGCUGACACGACAGCAUUGUUCGAGAUAAACCUGUGGUUAAAGGCUUAUAGGUAGUAAUGACCGUGGUAAACUCUCUGCCUGCGCUAAACCACACGCCAAAGGAAAUGCUCAACACUGAGAUGCAAUCGCUUUUACCUUAGCAGAAAUUUGGCUGGAGGAAAGCAAUAAUAUAAAGCUUCUUAUUUUACCUCAAGACAAUAUAAAGUCAUGCAGUGAAUAAAUGGGGGCUAAACCCAGUAGGUCACUUGUAGGCUACACAGUGAGAUUUCCUUUUCAGAUGAGGCCAGCGAUGCUGGGAUGAAUAUGAAAUAUAUAAGAUAAAAACAGAAAUGGUUUCCUUCCUCCUUUUAUGAGUGAGCUCCGUCCUCUCGUCCCUCCUCCCUUCACAGUCACACAGUACGCUAACCGCCCUUCACGCCACUAACGCUGCCUGUGGAUGUUUGUCCCCCUGUAACCCUGCUGCCCUCCGGCCUCCGGCGCCUCUUUUCUGGGUGAAACAACACGACUCUCCCACUCACUUCCACCUCAGUGAUACACCAACUUUGAAAAGAUGUCUGGUGCUGUCUGUAUCGUGAGUUCAUCAUUUGUCUCAGAAGGAGAGCAAGGUACCGAGUGUUAUUCUUGUUACCAGAUAACCAUGGGGUCUGUAAUUGGAGUUAUUGCCUCCGAUAUUAUCCUCACCAUCUUCCUCAUCAUCUCUGUGUUCUGUUUUGCUAAGCGAAGGAGGGAACGCGACUCUCAUGAUGGUAGAAGGAGUAUACCUUUAUCAUCUUCAAAAAAAAUGUCAACAGAAGUCACAGAAUCUCCGUACCAGGAGUUACAUGGAGUCCAGUCAGAUAUAUACAGCGAGCUUCGACACUUUAGGAAAUGAGGAAAUGACAUUAUAAAAAGGAACCUACAACUGCAAUGUUCCUAACUAUAUCUGUAAUUACAUACUCAGUGUACUGUAUGAUAAUAGAUAAAGCCAAAAAAGCCUCAACACAGAUCUUGCUUUGCAGUUUAUACUGCAGUGGAAUCGUGAGUAAUUAUACACAGUAUAUAUGUAAAUAUUUUGCAUAAAGGUGAUUUAUAUUUUAUUUAGUGGGUUUAUUGCUAAGUGUUCAUGUUUUAUUACUCUUAAACUGUCUUAAAAUGUAAAAAUGUGUAAUA
Molecule: messenger RNA, 1415 nt
Organism: Cololabis saira (Pacific saury)
Lineage: Eukaryota; Metazoa; Chordata; Actinopteri; Beloniformes; Belonidae
Gene: tyrobp
Product: transmembrane immune signaling adaptor TYROBP
Exons: 5
Coding region: 817-1137 (106 amino acids)
Biological process (GO): positive regulation of macrophage fusion; positive regulation of microglial cell mediated cytotoxicity; negative regulation of transforming growth factor beta1 production
Cellular component (GO): cell surface
Molecular function (GO): signaling receptor binding
Source: RefSeq, a predicted model, not a curated record